ACUGUUCGAUCAGCAUUUUGAGCAAAAGACAACUUUAACUUCACGCAAAAAAGAUUUGAUUUUUAACGACACCCAUCUCCUAUUUUUGUGAAAUUCAAGAAUAUUAAGGUGUUUCAAUGGAGGGGUUGAUGAGUUUUCAGGCGAAUUCUGUUCAUGCUUUAUCAAGACGGCAAAGCUCGGUACUAGUUCCUACAUUUUCUCGAAAAAAUAGUAAUACAAGAGUUUCUGUUCAACCAAUUGGAAUGGUGAGGAAUUCCAAAUCGUUUAAUUCCGUUGUUGCUUCAGUUCAGCCAAUUGAAGCAUCUGCUGUAACCCCUUUUGACAACACAUUGCCAUCUAAAGAGGUUCUUGAUGUUUGGAAUAAUGCGAAUGCUGUAUGCUUUGAUGUGGAUAGCACUGUGUGCAUAGACGAGGGCAUUGAUGAAUUUGCGGAGUUUUGUGGUGCUGGAAAGGCUGUAGCGCAAUGGACUGCUAGGGCAAUGAAUGGCUCUGUUCCAUUUGAAGAAGCAUUGGCAGCUCGUCUUUCUCUUAUAAACCCGUCAUUAUCCCAACUCCAGGAUUUUCUUAAGAGACCUCCACGACUUUCUCCUGGUAUUGAUCUAUUGGUCAAGAAGCUGAAGGAUAAUAAUAAAGAUGUUUAUCUGGUCUCUGGAGGGUUUCGUCAAAUGAUCAAUCCUGUUGCAUCAAUCCUUGGAAUACCACUUGAAAAUAUCUUUGCCAAUCAAAUACUCUUUGGGAGCAAUGGAGAAUAUGCUGGGUUUGAUAAAAACGAGCCAACUUCAAGGCGUGGCGGAAAGGCUACUGCAGUUCAACAAAUAAGAAAGGCUCAUGGAUACAAGUCACUAGUGAUGAUUGGUGAUGGUGCUACUGAUCUUGAAGCUCGUAUGCCAGGUGGUGCGGACUUGUUUAUUUGCUAUGGCGGAAUUCAACUACGAGAAUCAGUUGCAGCUAAAGCUGAUUGGUUGGUGUUUAAUUUUAAGGACUUGAUUAAUUCAUUGGUGUAAUGUGCUAUUGCAUCUACACUCUUUCAUCUUUAUUUGGUUU
This is a messenger RNA of Solanum verrucosum, 1044 nucleotides long. RefSeq names its product phosphoserine phosphatase, chloroplastic. NCBI's taxonomy places the organism in Eukaryota, Viridiplantae, Streptophyta, Magnoliopsida, Solanales, Solanaceae. Gene Ontology annotation, biological process: dephosphorylation; L-serine biosynthetic process. The transcript is spliced from 7 exons. Gene Ontology annotation, cellular component: cytoplasm. The coding region runs from base 117 to 1004 and encodes 295 amino acids. The record is from RefSeq and is a predicted model, not a curated record. Gene Ontology annotation, molecular function: magnesium ion binding; L-phosphoserine phosphatase activity.